AUGGAUAACCUUUUUACAAUUAAUAUAGAUCCAGAUGAAAACGUUUGCUUAAAUGACGAUAAAAAUAAAGAUGAAAUCUCCAAACGAGCAAAAUAUAAGAACGACAAAAUUGAUUAUAUCGAUGCCGACAGUAUUGACUUAAUAUCAUAUGAAAUAAAUGAAAUUCAUAAGACUGACAAUUUAGACACGAUAAGCGAAUUAAAUGAUAAUCAAAUUAAUAAAUAUCAAAAUAUAAGAAAAAAUAUUCAAAAUUUUAUUUUUAAAUGCUUUAAAGAAGAUGAUGUCGUAAUCGGCUCCCCUGAUAUUUCUAAAGAUACAUUUAUUGAACAACUUCAUUUAAAAAAUGUAAAUAUUACAUUAAACAAGGAUAAACUCGAGGAAAUAAUUGCACAAUCAUCUAGAGAUAAACUUAAAAGAAAUAAGCAAAAUGAAUUAAAUACCAGAUACUAUUGUGAUAAAAACAUAUUUGAUGACGAUGAAAUUAGCGAUAAAAAAUUUAUAGAUAUGCUUAUUGGAAAUGACAUGUCAAUAGAUAAGAUAAAUGAGAACAAGGAAAAUGAAGCAAAUAAAGAUGCCUUUUCGCAAAGUUUACAGUAUAAUGAAGAAAACAAUCAAAAUGAAAAUGAUGACUCAUCCACCCAAACAAUUAACUCGCCAAAUGAUAGUAAUAACGGUAAAAAUGAGACCCUAGAAAACGAAGAAAAUGCCGAAAAAUGUGAUGUUAUAACAAAUCCUAAUAAUAAUAUUUAUGAAAAUACAUUGGAACCUUUUAAAUUAAAUAAUUUAAUUUCUGAAUUUGGAAAAAAAAUAAAUAAUUGGCUAAUAAAGUUUCCAGAUAUUGAUUGUGAAAAUUUUUUUUUUCACUUAUUUUUUUUAUCAGAACUUCAUCGAGAAAAAGGGUCUAUGUGCCAUAAUUGUGGCUCGCAUAACAUGGAAAAGUGUUCUAAUAUUAAUUUCAAAUGUGAAAGCAAUUACUGUUUUAUAUGUGAUAAGCAUAUACCAGGAUAUGCAUGCCACAAUACGAGGGCUCAAUAUAAUUAUUUUAAGUCUAAUAUAUUAAAAUCGUUAUAUGAUACUAGAAAUUUUAAAUAUCCUAAUAAUAUAAUACCUUGUUUAAAAUGCAUGUCAAAUGAUCAUUAUAUUUGUGGUAACCCUCCAUACAUGUUUUCCCAAGAAAGCUAUAUGUUUAGGAAAGAGUUUAGCAAGCAAUUUGAUUGUGCAAAUUAUGUUUAUUUUAAGAAUUCUCAUAAUAUAUGGGAAAUCAAAGAUUCCUUGAAAAAUAUGGUAAGAAAAAAUAAUAAUAACUUGAUGAUAAGGCCACCAUCACCAGAUGAUGACAAUAAUAAUUACCAAAAUAAAAUGUAUACUAACAAAAACAGUAUGAAACGAAAUAUUAGUAGUGAUGAUUAUAAUAAUAAGAAUAAUAUAGCUAGAUAUAUAGAUGAUAAUGGAGAUUUUGCUAAUGAAACAGGUGGAAUGAACAAUGGCAUUUAUAAAAAUAAAAAUAAAAAACGUUUUAAGAAUAACAGAAAUAUCAAUAUACCACGACUAAAAUAUGAUAGUGAAGAGGAUAAUGAAAGUGAAAUUGAUAAUGAUGAAUAUGAUACUGAGUAUAAUAAACAUAUUCACAAUAAUAGCACACAAUUAUAUAAAGGAAAAAGGGGGUCUGAUAUUUAUCAUUAUGAAAACAAUAAUAAUUUUAAUUCUAAUAAUAAAAGGAGAAAACGUUCAUUUAAUGAUAAUAAUAAUUAUAGUGAUAACAAUUGGGAUAAUGAAAAUAACAAUAAUGUGAAUGUGCAUAGAAAUUUAUAUAACAAUAAUAAGCAUGGUAACAAAAUGAAACAUAGAGGAUACGGUAAAAAUAAUAAAAAUACAAACUAUCAUUAUAAUAAAAAUUUUAAUCAUAACAAUAAGAAAUAUGAUAAUAAUAAAAAAGAACAAAACUCAGGUUAUAAUAAUCACAACGAUAGUGAUAAUACUACCAAUACUGAGCCGCUUCUUGGUUUCGAUACUUUAGAAAAUUAUAUGCCAAGAACUAAAAAAAGUUAUUCAUUUUUAAAUAAUAAUUAUACAAAAACAAAUAAAAACAAUGCUUCAAAUGGUUUUAGCAAAAACUUAAAGAAAAACGAAUAUGGAGGUUCAUCCAAGCAUGGUUUUGCAAAUAAUAAUAAUACCUAUAAGGGAUUAUAUAAAAACGGCAAUGUGAAUUGGGGUCAGUAUCAAAAAUAA
This is a messenger RNA of Plasmodium vinckei vinckei, 2229 nucleotides long. Its product is annotated as conserved Plasmodium protein, unknown function. The record is from RefSeq and is a predicted model, not a curated record. The transcript has a single exon. The coding region runs from base 1 to 2229 and encodes 742 amino acids. NCBI's taxonomy places the organism in Eukaryota, Apicomplexa, Aconoidasida, Haemosporida, Plasmodiidae.